Molecule: messenger RNA, 348 nt
Organism: Aureobasidium musti
Lineage: Eukaryota; Fungi; Ascomycota; Dothideomycetes; Dothideales; Saccotheciaceae
Source: the annotation of a GenBank genome assembly
AUGCGCUUCCACAUAAUCUCCGCACUGCUUUGUGCAGUCGGAGUACUUGCUGCUCCUAGCACACCCCACGAAGUCAAUGGACUCGCUAUUAGUGAAGAUGGAAAGUGUGGUGGUUCUACAGGCCAGACAUGCUUGAACUCAUAUCUUGGCGAUUGUUGCUCAAAAGCCGGAACUUGCGGUGAAGGUGCUUUCUUCUGUGGAUUGGGUUGUCAGAAGCAGUUUGGUGCUUGUGUUCCUACCUACAAGGGCAAACUUGUCAGUCAGAACGGCAUGUGCGGUCACGAUGUGACAUGCAAAGGCUCAAAAUUUGGCGAGUGCUGCGGAAAGAACAACUGGUGGUAUGUGUAG